AUGCCUCCCCUGUCAAGGAACAACUCGUGUGUUGAUAUUGACUUUACUCUGCGGCGAAAGUUUAAGCGAAGCUCUUUCAGGCCCCUACAACGCGAGGUGAUCGUCGAAGCACUUGCAGGAAGAGAUGUCUUUGUUCAAGCAGCUACAGGCUUCGGCAAGAGCCUGUGCUUCCAACUGCCAGCAAUUAUAGAUCAUGGCAUCACUAUUACCGACCAAGUAAACGCUUUACGCGCUGCAGAUAUUGCGGCUGGCUCGAUCAACGGGACCACGCCUUACGACGAACGCCAGCGUUUGCUACAAGACCUUGCAACUGGUCAUCCACUCACCCGCCUCCUCUAUGUCACGCCGGAGCAGUGUGCCACGGAGAACUUUCGGAAGCACCUACGAGUCGUUCAUGAGCAGCAGGAGCUCGCCCGCAUCGCAGUUGAUGAGGCACACUGCAUUUCAGAAUGGGGUCAUGACUUUCGUCCGUCAUUCAAGGGACUGUGCUUCUUCCGCGAGAGCUUCCCCGACGUACCAAUCAUCUGCCUUACAGCCACGGCAACGGCACAGGUUCGUAACGAUGUCAUUGCGAUCCUCAAGUUGGAUCAGUCGAACCUGAAGGUUUUCACUAUGACCACAAGUCGGCAGAACUUACAUUACGAAGUACGAUUCAAAAGCGAUGAAGACGAUCACUACAGUGGUGAGGAAUCCCGUCGCCAUCUUUCUGCUUAUCGCCGUCGUGUUCGAGAAGUGCCCUCGCCGACGAAUCUUGGCCGUUUGAAGGCUAACGGACAUGCAGAUUUCUUAGGCUGGUUGCGGGCUGUACACCGCCGGCGAGCCGAGAACUCCGCACGGCGAGUGGAACUCGAACGCAUCAAUGAACGCCCAAAUAACGUGUCUGGAAUUAUCUACACGCUCUACCGGAGCGACUGCGAAGCUCUGGCGGCUCGACUCUGCAAAAGUGGCAUUGGAGCAAAGCCCUAUCACGCAGGACUAAGCACUGAAGAAAAGAAUGAUACGCUGCACCGGUGGAUCAACAACUUUGAGGGCUAUGAUGUGAUCGUAGCAACUACGGCGUUUGGAAUGGGCAUCGAUAAGGAAGACGUACGGUUUGUGGUGCAUUGGCAGUUACCGAAGUCGUUUGAGGGCUUCUACCAGGAGGCCGGUCGUGCAGGCCGAGACGGGAAGGCUAGUGCAUGCAUCAUGUACUACAGCCGCGAGGACCGGGAUCGAACGUUCAACCGGAUGAAGAAGGAUACGAAAGAGAAAUCCAACUUGGAGGCGAGAGUAAAGAGCCUGCAGGCACUGGUGGACUACUGCGAAAAUGUGGAUACUUGUAAACACCACGUGAUCACAAAGUACUUUGGCGAGAAGGAAGUGCCCGAGUGCGACUAUGCUUGCGAUUGGCACAAAGACGCGAAGAAGCUGCGAAAGGAGAAGAUGAAUAACCUGAUGAGUGAAGAGUGGGUUAGCACCCAAGCAGGCCUGGGUGCAUUCAAUUCUGGUUACGAGGGUUAUGAUUGA
Messenger RNA from Drepanopeziza brunnea f. sp. 'multigermtubi' MB_m1, 1506 nucleotides. NCBI's taxonomy places the organism in Eukaryota, Fungi, Ascomycota, Leotiomycetes, Helotiales, Drepanopezizaceae. The record is from RefSeq and is a predicted model, not a curated record.